GCGCGCGCAGGAAGACAUGGCAGCUGAUAUUUAGCCGUCAUCUCUCAGACUCGACCUGUUUGAAGCCGGGCCCUGUAUUAAUAUUUAAUGUCCCCGCCGUGACUGCGUGAAUGUGUUUCUAUUAUUACCGUGGCGUUGCGUGGAGGGCUCUAGCUGCUUCCAGUUGCACGUUAGCAUGCUAGCAACGGAGCGAGGAGUUCAGUGAGUUUGAACAUGCUGCCGUCCACUCAUACGGUGAAGCAGUAAGGAUGCUUUAAAGGUCAAAGGGCAUCUGGACAUUGUAACGUGUGUAUAACUAUACACUGACGCUGCUAAAUCUAAGCUCUGGGGGGCGUCUGGAGGCGGUAGCUUGCUCUUUGUUUACCCUGUGAGAUGGUUUAAUGAAUGGUUCGACUGACUCAUUCAGAAUCUUUACUCCUUUACUAGUACAGGGCUGCAGCAACGCUGCCACUUGAAGUGAAGUGAACGGGUUCCAGGUGACGGAUGAGAAGCACCAGCCAUGACUGUGACAUGAAGCAUGUUCAUAAUAAUACACACUGUACGGAUACGUGUAAGAUGUUUUUUGAAUGAUGAAGCAGAUGUUUGAUGUUCUCCUCUCUCAGCAUCACCAUCCGUUGCCUCCAUGUGAGAGGAUGACUGACUUUACAUUAUGUUUCUAAACAUUUUUUAUUCAGCCUGACACAUCGCGGUAUAAAAAGUGACACAAAAAGAUGCUUUCCCGUGCCUUGAGAAUGACACAUCCACAGCCCAGGAGGACUCCACCGGCAGGCGCUGAAUGUCAGCCAGACUAAAUGCUAGUGACAUUUCAUUUGAUCUAUACUGAACCCUGUUAUUCAGCGUCGGCGCAGCGCUCCCAGAUGAUGAUGAGUGACACCGGCUGCUGAAAAACCCCGCAGAACUGGAGCCACCUUCCAUAUUUGCCUCCAUAUGUGUUUCCUCUCAACGCCACACAACCUCUCCACACACCAACUGGCCUGGCAGAAGGCUGGUCGUGUGCUCUGCCAUAAACAUCACCAACACUGACUAUAGUCAAUCUGGAUCCUGUCGUGUCGCAAAUCCACCAGAAUAAUUACCGGUCACUUGAUCAUAAAGAUCAAUUACAAGAAACAACAAUUAAUUGUUCUUAACUGAUUCCUGUUAUACUAAUAACAAUUUUCAUCUUUUAAAGGGGAUGAGGGUAACCAUGCACCGUGGAGCCUCCUCUAUCCAGCUGCCAGACAGAACAUUGAGUACAAACACAAAGUGUCAGCGCGGCUUCGUCGGCCGAUCAGCUGCGCGCACGGGUUCAACUGUUCGGCCUCAUACAAAGCAAAGUGUUUGCUUUUCCGACCGGAUAAGUGCCGAGCCGAAAACACCCACCUCCUUCUUGACGGUGCGCAGCAGCUUCUGACGGGUCUCUGCCUCUGAAACACAGGAACAGUCAGGAUUAGAGUGUCUGCCGCUCCAGCAGCUCCGCCCACUGCCCCCUGUCAUCACUUCAGGAGCAGCAUCCUCCUCUGGCUCCGACUUUACAGUCCGAUGCCCCGACAGGACUCAGCAGUCAUGGCCGGUCUGACCCACCACGGCUCCCCGAAACCCGGCUACAGCCCCAACAACCGAGUCCCGGUGCCGGUCAUCACACAGACGGACUCCCGGGACAAGUGGAGCAAGAAGAUGGACUUUCUCCUGUCUGUCAUUGGCUUCGCGGUGGACCUGGGAAAUGUCUGGAGGUUUCCGUACGUUUGUUACCAAAACGGCGGCGGCGCCUUCCUCAUCCCCUACAUCUUGAUGGCCAUCUUCGGCGGCGUGCCGCUCUUUUACAUGGAGCUGGCGCUGGGGCAGUUUCACAGAACCGGAGCCAUAUCCAUAUGGAAGCACAUCUGCCCUAUCUUCAAAGGUAUAGGCUACGCCAUCUGCAUCAUCGCUCUCUACGUGUCCUUCUACUACAACACCAUCAUCGCCUGGGCCCUCUUCUACUUCUACUCCUCCUUCUCCACCAUCUUGCCUUGGACCAGCUGUGACAACGUGUGGAACACUCCCGACUGCACCAACUACUUCGGCGUGGACAACGUCACCUGGACCAAUUCCUCCAGGUCUCCGGCGGAGGAAUUUUACACGAGGAAUGUUCUUGAAAUCCACAAGUCUUCAGGCCUGAGGAACGUCGGGGGCGUUCGCUGGCAGCUGAUGCUCUGCCUCUUUCUCAUUUUCACUAUAGUGUAUUUCAGCCUUUGGAAGGGUGUGAAGACUUCAGGGAAGGUCGUGUGGGUCACCGCCACCCUGCCCUACAUCGUGCUUUUCAUCCUCCUGAUCCGAGGCGCCACUCUGCCGGGAGCCUGGAGAGGAGUGGUCUUCUACCUGAAGCCCCAGUGGGAGAAGCUGCUGGAGACCAGCGUGUGGGUGGACGCUGCGGCUCAGAUCUUCUUCUCUCUGGGGCCAGGCUUCGGCGUCCUUCUGGCUCUGUCCAGCUACAACCCCUUCACAAAUAACUGCUACCGUGAUGCCAUUGUGACCAGUUUGGUGAACUGUCUGACCAGUUUUGUGUCCGGCUUCGUGAUCUUCACGGUGCUGGGCUACAUGGCAGAGAUGAGGAAGGUGGAGGUUGAGGAUGUAGCCAGGGACAAAGGACCCAGUUUACUCUUCAUCACGUACCCAGAGGCCAUUGCAAACAUGAUGGGAUCAACCUUCUUCGCGAUCAUCUUCUUUGUGAUGAUGAUCACGCUGGGACUGGACAGCACGUUCGGCGGCUUGGAGGCCAUCAUCACCGCCCUGCUGGACGAGUACCCGGAUCACCUCUCUCACAGGCGCGAGCUCUUCGUCCUGGGCCUGGUGCUCGUCUGCUUUUUGGGCUCCCUGAGCACGCUCACGAAUGGCGGCGCUUAUGUGGUGAAGCUGCUGGAGGAGUUCGGGGUCGGGUGCUCCAUCAUUGCUGUGGGCUUCCUUGAAGCCAUUGCGGUGUCCUGGUUCUACGGCAUCCAGAGGUUCAGCAGCGACGUCCAGGCCAUGCUGGGCAAAGCCCCGGGUCUGUUCUGGAAGGUGUGCUGGGUCGCCAUCAGCCCAGCGUUUCUGGCAUACAUCAUCGUGAGCUCCAUGCUGAAAGCGCCGCCCCUGACGCUGUUUGACUACAAGUACCCGGACUGGAGCAUCACCGUGGGCUACAUCAUCGGCUUCUCCUCCUUCAUGUGGAUCCCCAUCUACAUGGUCUACAAGCUGGUGUGGACCCCGGGAUCCCUCAAACAGAGGCUGGCGGUGUGCCUGAGGCCGGAGAGGACCAUCCCAGACAUGCACCCGGACAGCCUCAACAUGGCCGCCGUGCCCUGAACGCGCCCACCGCCCCACAUUCGAACCCCAGUUCUUUGCUACCGAACCUGAACGUCACCUGACACCACGACUGUUACCCGCCUUCGAUUUCACACACUCACAAAGCUUUCUAUUUCUUUUUCAACCACUAAAAUACGAAGGGCACAGUUCUUGAUGUUAUUUUCAAUUAGAAGGCUGUCGUGUGUAUUUCUAUAUAUUUCUACUUUUGCCAGUGUUAUGUUUGUAACGCAGUGCUUGUAUCGGAUCGAUCUGCUGAACAUGUUGCUUUUUCCCCACAAGUGUCACAUUAACUGAAGCACUACAUUAAAAAUCCAAUGUUCUUCUAAUAAUUCUGCAUUAUUUUACAUAGAAAGUGGAUGCUUUGUAUUUUCAUGUGAACGAGCUACUUUAACUCUGUGCACCUGUUUCUGUAUAACUGUAGAUUUCAUAUUAAAAAUCAGUCCUUUGGCUCCAGAUUGUGUUGUGAUUGUGUUUUGUUUUAACCCGCCUAAAUCUGAGAGGCUGGUCAGAUGUUUGCAUAUUGUGACUUUUUGGAUAUAUUUUUACUAUAAUAAUAAUUUAAUGAGCCAAAAUGUUCUUGGUAGGAGCCUGGUUUGUGUAAACAGAUCAGAACGGAUUUUGUGUUUGUUAAACAUGAACAUCAUAAAUAUGUGAUGUAUAAUAUUUCAAAUUCAAUGCCUGGCCUGUAUUAAAG
Betta splendens (Siamese fighting fish) is the source of this 3991-nucleotide messenger RNA. It is a transcript of the gene slc6a4b, whose product is annotated as solute carrier family 6 member 4b. Gene Ontology annotation, molecular function: serotonin:sodium:chloride symporter activity; serotonin binding. The record is from RefSeq and is a predicted model, not a curated record. The transcript has 14 exons. Bases 1519 to 3297 code for a protein of 592 amino acids. Gene Ontology annotation, cellular component: membrane; neuron projection. Gene Ontology annotation, biological process: serotonin uptake; sodium ion transmembrane transport. Lineage: Eukaryota; Metazoa; Chordata; Actinopteri; Anabantiformes; Osphronemidae.